Schizosaccharomyces octosporus yFS286 is the source of this 318-nucleotide messenger RNA. Its product is annotated as DNA replication factor C complex subunit Ctf8. Gene Ontology annotation, biological process: mitotic sister chromatid cohesion. The coding region runs from base 1 to 318 and encodes 105 amino acids. The record is from RefSeq and is a predicted model, not a curated record. Gene Ontology annotation, cellular component: Ctf18 RFC-like complex. Lineage: Eukaryota; Fungi; Ascomycota; Schizosaccharomycetes; Schizosaccharomycetales; Schizosaccharomycetaceae. The transcript has 2 exons.
AUGUCGAUGGUUCAAAUUACUCAUAAAUUUGGGGAUCAAAUUUACUUAAUUGAAUUACAAGCUACUGUUGAAAAAAUAUCAGAAACGUUGGAUAUAGGGACUCUGGAAAUCGUUCAGGAAAACAAUACAAAAAAAGCUUCUAUUUAUGUAGGAAAUCAAUGCAUGGAAGGUGUUGUUGAAACUUUACAAAAGCCAUUAGCUGUUCUUCAAAAAUCGCCUGUUGGAGACGGUGGAUCAUCCGCUCGGGAAUUAAAUAUCGUUUCUAUCAUCAAAGAAAGAAUUAGAUUUAGUUCGCGUCCUUUACCUGUGAAAAUUUAA